AGUCUUCUUCACGUCGGACAAUUUCAAAUUCGCCAAACAAGUAUCGAUCACGCUGUGUUCUAACUCAAAGGAAGGAAUACAUUUUCAUUAACCUGAUAGAUAAGUCCGUAGUUUUCCGAAUUUCUCUUUCAAGUUAGGUUUGUUUAGGCCAAAUGCGCCUUAGAGUGCAAUGCGCUCAUGGUGUUAGCUAGAAUUUGGAAAUGACCACAGGAGGUUGUUUGGAUGGUUUGUCACUUGCUUUGUCACAAAUCAGUUUUACAGUUACAGAAUUAUCAAAGAAAAACUAUAAAAAUAAUGUUUUAGAACUUAAGGCUAUUGUCCAGAAGUACGGUCCAGAAGCUGAAAGACAUUUAUUCCGUUGUCUUUUGUCUUAUCUUGAUUUUAGUAGUGAUAACAGUGUCAAUCGAGAAAUACUACAGGUUCAGCUAUUUUUAGAAGGCUGUCAAGAAUUAGUUACUAAGCCAAAUUUUGCUUCAAUACUCUGUUAUUCGCUUGAGAAUCCUGAGGUUUUUCAAAAGUCCGUCAAACCGACUUUACAGUUUCUCUACCUAUUUAGUAAAAGUUUAAAACUAUCAAAAGUUCAGGAGAUUGUUUUUGGUAUUGGCUUACAAAGCUCAUUUAUUCCAGAUUUCAGAUCAGCUGCUCAGACAUUCGUGAAGCAGAAAUUACCUGAACUUUUAAGAUCAUAUAUUGACUCAGAACUAAGUGGUUCAGUUAUACAAGAGUCAGUUGGACUUGGUGACGUUGCAAUAGAGGUUUUGCAUUUGUUGCUGUCGUAUUUAUUAAAUCCUGUGCAAGAAGAAAAAAUUGUACCAGAAGAACAAUUACAAUCGUUUUUGAACUCUUUGCGUAAAGACUUUCCUAGGGAGCGUGUGCCUGCCGUUCUUGCACCUUUACUUUACCCGAUAAAACAACUACAGGAGGAACAAAUCGUGUUGAACCACGAAGUUGGCUCUAUCGUAAAAUUCAUGAUGGAGGGUAACAUGUGUGAAAUUAUAGAAGAGUUGGGUUAUACAUGUAUGACUACAAAAGAUGAUUGCAGGGAAACUCUUUUAAACUUUGGUAUUGCGGCCCUAAAUGCAACAAAUGUAGCCAAAGUUAUAGCUUUAAUGGCAAGGACAUUAUCUGGGCUUGAAGGAAGUGGGGGGUUGCAAAAUUUUAGCAACAAUCGAAUGAGCAGUCUGGACAACCCACCACAAUCGUGGAAUGUUGACGUAUUUGUAGAAGUCAUUAAAGAGCUGGCCCCUGCGUUAAACUGGAACCAAGUUAUUCAAGAACUUGAUCAUCCUGAAUUUAUUAUCAAGGAUCCUAAAGGAUUGCAGUUAAUUAUGUUUGCCUACUUUAAAGCAACUUCAAGCUCUAACUUUCCAAUCCAGUAUGUUUAUAAGCCAUGGAAGAAUGCCCUUGGACAGCUUUCCUGGGUUGAAUGUGCACUAUACAAUCCUGAAGUGUUUUCCUUCUGUGAUUUUCCAUGCCACCCAGUUGUAUUAGACAUUUUAAAGUCAUCACCAGACGAAACAAACCGAGAAAUUCGCACAUGGAAAUCACUUGAUUUGGUAGAGCUUUUGCUUAGUUUGUCCGAAACAAGCAACUACGAAAGUGUGCUGAAGCUAUUCGCUUGGCCCGUAAAGAAUUGUCCAGAUGUUUUGAUCCUUGCUUUACUUCAAGUGCAGUCAACAUGGCGUACUCUACGCAAUGAUCUGGUUUCGAUGCUGAUGCCGCUGUUUUUGAUGAAUCAUCCAAACUCGAUGAGUGUUCUGCAUUAUGCCUGGCAUGGACAAGGCCAAUCUCCCACCAUUAGACAGCUUGUAAUACAAAGUAUGGCUGAUUGGUAUGUCAAAGCAGACAAAAUGGGUGAUCAAGUAGAGCAGCAGACUAGAUUGUCACGCAUAUUGGAUGUUGCUCAAGACUUAAAGGCUUUGUCUAUGCUUUUAAAUUCUUCACCAUUUUCGUUUGUGAUUGACUUAGCAGCUCUUGCAUCAAGAAGAGAAUAUUUAAAAUUAGACAAAUGGUUAACUGAUAAACUUCGUGAACAUCAGGAGCCAUUCGGUCAAGCUCUUGUUGGUUUUCUGAAGCGUAGAUGUCCACAGUUAUUUGGUGUUCUUGAUAAAGACUUACCGAAGGCUGUUCAACUUCCAAACGAAACAAUUACAACAACACUAUCAUGUUUACAAGGACAUAUUGGUGCUUUUGGAAAAGAAAUUAAUGAGGCUGUCCAAAUGAUGUUAAACAGUCCUUUCAUGAAAACCAGACCUGGGAAUCCCCUGAUAAUGCCACCAAAACGAUCUGAUGGCUCUACAGCAUUUCCAACAUCAUCAUUAAGUGGGUUGAGUUCUUCACCAAUCGGUAGUCAGCCUGAUCCAUUUUCAUCAUCUGUAUUUGGUCUGUCAUCAGCAGCAUUCAAUUCCAGUGUAAAUACUUCACAACUUCCUGGUUUCGGUGGUGGUGGUUUAAGUGGAUUUGGAACUGGAUCUUCUUUUAAUGGCUUAGGUGGAUUGGCGUCUAUGCAAGGAUCAAAAGCUGGACCUAUUGGUAACUUGUUAGCCAGCUCAUCAGGUGCAGCAGGGACUAUUGGUGGUGGUAUAGGAAGCACAUCUUUAACGCAGAACCCACUUAUUCCACAAUAUAAUUCAACGCAAGGUCUAGGUUCCAGCAGCUUAUCAGGUACUGGUUUAGGCAGUAUGUCUGAUGCAUUUUCAGCACGAAGAAAUAAUCCUUUGACAAAUCUUGGUGGAAGCAGUUUCUCUGCUUUUAACCAACCAUCAUCUGCUACGCUGGCUGCCCAGAACAGACAAGCGGAUCGUUUAAAGCAAGCUGCUGCUGCUGGCGACAUCUCUGCAGUUGUACCUGGAAUGGACCAAAACUUUUCCAAGGAAGUGGAUGAUGAAGCAAACAGCUAUUUCCAAAAGAUAUACAACUCACCGCCCAACCCAACAAUGUCAAUUGAAGAGGUACUUGAGAUGCUAAGAAGGUUUAAAGACUCUAACGACAAGAAAGAAAGAGAUGUGUUUUUGUGCAUGCUAAGAAACCUCUUUGAGGAAUACCGAUUUUUUCCACAAUACCCAGAGAAAGAACUUCAUAUCACAGCAUGUUUAUUUGGUGGGAUAAUUGAGCAAGGCCUAGUAACCUACAUGGCUCUUGGAAUUGCACUAAGAUAUGUGUUGGAGGCUUUGCGAAAGCCACCUUCUUCUAAAAUGUACAUGUUUGGAACAACAGCACUUGAUAGAUUUAAAGCCAGGUUGAAAGAUUAUCCUCAUUAUUGUCAACAUUUGGCAUCAAUUCCUCACUAUAAAGAAUUCCCGUCUCAUCUGGUAGAAUAUAUUGGCUUUGGACAAAGGAACCAGGAACCUCCAAGUUCUGUCAUUAGUCGAAGUAAUAUGACCAACUCGCCAAGUCUAAUUGGAAGCAUUUCUUCAGUGGGAAGAAUGCCAGGUGUAAACACACCAACAGAUUCUGUAACACCUCCACCUCUUGCACAAGGGCCAAUUCCUGUCACCACUGCAAAGUCAACCGCCACUACUAACACAGUAUCAGUUACAUCUUCCUCGGCAACAACAUCGACUGCAACAUCCUCUUCAACUAAAAAAGAGCUUUCGAUUGCCACAACAAACAUAGACACAUUGCUAGAUGCUACAGAGGGAGAGAUGAGCCAACCUAAUGAAGGGAUACAAGAUAAAGUUCACUUCAUUUUUAACAACAUUUCUGCUACAAAUUUAGAAGUAAAGGCAGCAGACCUGAAACAGGCUAUACAGACCGAUUUUAAUCCUUGGUUAGCACAAUACCUUGUCAUGAAACGAGUGAGCAUCGAACCUAACUUUCAUCACCUGUACUCAGAUUUUUUAAAAGCUGUUGCAAUUCCAGAACUUAGCAAACUUGUUUUAGAUGAAACAUAUAGAAAUAUUAAGGUGUUGCUUCGCUCAGAUAAAGGACCUGCAAACUUUUCUGACAGAUCUUUGUUAAAAAAUCUAGGCCAUUGGCUUGGAAUUCAAACACUGGGAAACAACAAACCAAUUCUUUAUAAAGACCUGGAAGUUAAGUCUUUGAUAAUUGAAGGAUUUUUCAAGGGACAGCAGGAGUUGCUCUAUGUAGUUCCAUUUGUUGCAAAAAUUUUGGAAGCUUGUGCAAAAAGUCGGGUAUUUAAACCACCAAAUCCAUGGCUUAUGGCGACGAUGUCUGUAAUGGCUGAGCUACAUCAACUUCCCGAUUUAAAACUAAAUCUGAAAUUUGAAGUGGAAGUGCUUUGCAACACGUUAACAUUAGAUUUGAAGUCCAUCCAACCAGCUGAUUUACUCAAAGAUCAAGAUAUCUUAAAUAAGAUUGAACACCAGUUGACUCCUCCUGAAAAAGAUAAAGGUGGCAGUAAUGCAGAGCAACAGUUAGCAAUGGGACCACCUGUGCCCAUGUUCUCGUAUCAUGACAUUACCAUUGGUGCUCUACAAUGGCUUGCACCUCACAUACAAGUCAAUCCAAAUAUCCCUCUAUUGCUGCAAUAUCCUCACUUGAAACAGAGCAUUCGGCCUGCCAUUGAAAGAAGUGUGCAAGAGUUGCUGUUUCCAGUUGUAGAAAGAUCUAUUAAAUUAUGUCUUACCACAGCUGAAAUGAUUGUGAAAAAGGAUUUUGCACUGGACCCAGAAGAGACGCGGUUAAGAACAGCAGCUCAUCACAUGAUUCGCAACGUCACAGCUGGCAUGUCAAUGAUAACAUGUCGAGAACCUUUGCUGGCUAGUCUGACAAAUAACAUCAAAAGCAAUUUGUUGGCGACACUAAGGAAUGCUAAUGCGCAACAGAAAGAACAAUUGGAACAAGUAGCCCAAACCAUUGCUAACGACAAUUUGGAAUUGUGUUGUGUCUUUAUUCAAAAGACGGCUGUUGAACGAGCUUUGCAUGAGACUGAUAAGCGUUUGGCAACUGAAUACGAACUGCGAAAGCAUGCCCGUAGUGAAAACAGACGAUACUGCGAUCCAUUCGUAUUGACUUAUCAAGCAGAAAGAAUGCCAGAGCAAAUCCGCUUAAAGGUUGGAGGUGUGACUGCAGCACAGAUGACCGUGUAUGAGGAGUUUGCUCGCUCCAUACCUGGAUUUGUUGCUCCACAACCUGGCCAAUUAAUUGAACCGUUUCCCAAACCCAUACCAGAAUCUCAACCCACGCUACUUCCUCAAUCUGACGUUCAUGUUAAUGAUACUCACAAGUCUUACAUGCCGGACGAUGUUGUACACAUUCUGGGAAAAUGCGCUGCUGAAAUAGAACAGCAUAUCCACCACAUGGAACAGCAAGUUCAACAAAUGAUGCUCAACCCCGCUGCUCAGCAUUUGGCACAACUCCAUAACUUGCUGGACAUGGUUGUCAAUGCUCGUGUGACCAGAGAUAACCUCUCUUCGUUGAGGCUGAUAAGAAAGGCAGUUGAAGGCGUUCUCGAAACAGUGCUGCCCAACGACACCGAAAUGGCGUUGCGAUACAAAGAUUGUCACCUAAUAGUACUGCGAGGAUUCCAAGAUCCUCGUGGAUAUGGACCUCUCUGGACAGCUCGACAGGUCUUAAAAGUCCUUGCUGACUUGCCUCCUGAAGUUCGUUUUAAUUUUGAAGGAAUUGACAUUUUAUGCAGAGCACAUUUGCUAACAAUGAGAGAGUUCGAUCUGAUGUUAUCACAGUGGAUGGAUCAUGGCCAUUGCAUUCCAGCAUUACAACUUGCUGUUCAGUUAUGUCGCUUAUACUUGAUCGAUGAGAAACAUAGAACUAUAGUGACUGAGGUCGAGUUCAGCAACACUCUCGAGACAUUAGCACGUGUGUAUCAAAACAGACAAAACCCUGAAGGACUUGCGGCGUUACUAGAAGGUAUACACGCUAACCAGUCAACUCCUGCCACAUCAACUGCAACCGCUAGUGGCAGUUUAUUUGGAAGAGCGGCCAGUGGCACACACAGCAGUUUCACACACGAUUUUGAUGACGUUUCAGGAUUGCACGAAAAGGUUGAAUAUCUUUUACGUGAAUGGGUAAGGCUAUACCAUCACCAAAGUGCUGGAAGGUACAGCGAAAAAGCUUUUCAGGCUUUUGUUCCACAGCUUCAUCAGUAUGGUAUCCUGAAAACAGACGACCUCAUUACCCGGUUCUUCAAGUAUUGCACAGAGAUAUGUGUGGAUAUCACGUACAGAGCAUUGCAAGAUUAUGCGCAAAGCCCAACAAUGGCGAGAACAAAAUGUUUCCCAACAAUUGACGCAUACUGCCGCCUAAUCGCUUUAUUGGUGAAGCAUUCUGGAGAUAACACAAAUAGUGUCACCAAGAUUAAUCUCCUUAAUAGGGUACUUGGAAUUAUCGGCUCCGUCAUUGUGAAAGAUCACGAAUAUCGUCAACACGAAUUCCAUCAGCUUGCAUACCACCGAAUGUUCGUGAUGCUGCUACUUGAACUCAACGCACCAGAGCCUGUAUUAGAAGCUAUUAAUUUCCAGAUUUUGUCGUGUUUUGCUAAUGUUUUCCACGACUUGCGGCCGUUUAGAGCGCCCGGUUUUGCGUACGCGUGGUUGGAGCUGAUCGCACAUAGAACAUUGAUGUCGAAGUUGCUGUUAAAUUCGCCCCAACAAAAGGGCUGGGUUUUAUAUCACCAGUUAUUGAUUGAUUUGUUUCAAUUUCUCGCUCCGUUUUUACGCAAUGUGGAACUGGCAAAGCAGACUUAUCUUCUAUACAAGGGCACUCUUCGUGUUUUGCUUGUGCUGCUCCACGACUUCCCAGAGUUCUUAUGCGAUUAUCACUUCAGUUUUUGUGAUGUGAUACCGCCCAACUGCAUACAAAUGCGAAAUCUAAUAUUGAGCGCCUUCCCAAGAAAUAUGAGAUUGCCCGAUCCAUUUACACCAAAUCUGAAGGUUGAUCUUUUGAAUGACAUUGCGCAUCCACCGCGAAUUUUAACUAACUUUGGUCAAGCAAUCCAGCCAGCAACGUUCAAGCGAGAUUUAGAUUCGUACUUGAAAACCCGAGCUCCAGUUACAUUCUUGUCUGAACUAAGAAGUCAUCUCCAGACGGUGAAUGAACCUGGAACUAGGUACAAUGUACCGCUAAUGAAUGCAUUGGUAUUGUACGUUGGUACGCAAGCGAUCGCUUACAUUCAAAGCAAAAGUGGAGCUCCGUCAAUAUCUACCAUUACCCACUCUUCACAUAUGGAUAUAUUUCAAAAUUUAGCUGUGGAUUUAGACACCGAAGGUCGUUACUUGUACCUAAACGCCAUAGCCAAUCAACUGCGCUAUCCGAACAGUCACACGCACUAUUUCAGUUGCACGUUGUUGUAUUUGUUUGCAGAAGCCAACUCGGAAGCUAUACAAGAACAAAUAACAAGAGUAUUGUUGGAACGUUUAAUUGUCAACCGACCACACCCAUGGGGACUUUUGAUCACGUUUAUUGAACUGAUCAAGAAUCACAACUACAAGUUUUGGAAUCAUGACUUUGUUCACUGUGCUCCAGAGAUCGAAAAGUUGUUCGAAUCUGUCGCUCGAAGUUGUAUGCAACAAAAACAACCCUCUUCAGGGAAUGGAAGUGAAUCAGGAGAUUAAAUGUAACAUGAACAAAAACGAUAUGAUGAUGGAGGCGAAAAAAAGCUGUUUGCGGAGUUUGUUGUUGUUACGGAGGACAAUUUUUGUAUUGUACAAAAUAGACAUACUGUUGAAAAAACAUUUUUGAAUAUGUUGAUAUAUAUUUGAAAUUUAAUAUUUGAUGAACAGAAUUAUUAUUUUUUUGUUCUUACGAUGUAUUUUAUAGCAGACGUUUAAGUAGUAAUUGUAUUUC
This is a messenger RNA of Hydractinia symbiolongicarpus, 7767 nucleotides long. RefSeq names its product CCR4-NOT transcription complex subunit 1-like. The transcript is spliced from 52 exons. Gene Ontology annotation, molecular function: molecular adaptor activity. Gene Ontology annotation, biological process: nuclear-transcribed mRNA catabolic process, deadenylation-dependent decay. NCBI's taxonomy places the organism in Eukaryota, Metazoa, Cnidaria, Hydrozoa, Anthoathecata, Hydractiniidae. Gene Ontology annotation, cellular component: CCR4-NOT core complex; P-body. The coding region runs from base 201 to 7535 and encodes 2444 amino acids. The record is from RefSeq and is a predicted model, not a curated record.